CGGCCAGGCCGCCGGGCGCCUAUGGACGCGCGGAGCCCGCUGUCUCCCCGGGCCAGCGCGUUCAGCAUCGCCUCUCUGGUUGCAGCAGAGGCCGUAGAGCGCAAGGCUCGCCUGGGCCCCCGGUCCUCCGACCAGGCGAAGCUUCGCCGGCUGCUGGGAUCCCCGGCCGGGAUGCACUUCAGCACCGUCACCAGGGAUAUGGAAGCCUUCACGGCCAGCAGCCUGAGCAGCCUGGGGGCCGCGGGGGGCUUCCCGGGCGCCGCGUCGCCGGGCGCCGACCCGUACGGCCCGCGCGAGCCCCCGCCGCCGCCGCGCUACGACCCGUGCGCCGCCGCCGCCGCCCCCGGCGCCCCGGGCCCGCCGCCGCACGCCUAUCCGUUCGCGCCGGCCGCUGGGGCCGCCACCAGCGCCGCCGCCGAGCCCGAGGGCCCCGCGGCCAGCUGCGCGGCCGCCGCCAAGGCGCCGGUGAAGAAGAACGCGAAGGUGGCCAGCGUGAGCGUGCAGCUGGAGAUGAAGGCGCUGUGGGACGAGUUCAAUCAGCUGGGCACCGAGAUGAUCGUCACCAAGGCCGGCAGGCGCAUGUUCCCCACGUUUCAAGUGAAGCUCUUCGGCAUGGACCCCAUGGCCGACUACAUGCUCCUCAUGGACUUCGUUCCAGUGGACGACAAGCGCUACCGGUACGCCUUCCACAGCUCCUCCUGGCUAGUGGCCGGGAAGGCGGACCCUGCCACACCAGGCCGUGUACACUACCACCCCGACUCGCCUGCCAAGGGUGCGCAGUGGAUGAAGCAAAUUGUGUCCUUCGAUAAGCUCAAGCUGACCAACAACCUGCUGGACGACAACGGCCAUAUUAUUCUCAACUCCAUGCACAGAUACCAGCCCCGCUUCCACGUUGUCUAUGUGGACCCACGCAAAGAUAGUGAGAAAUACGCUGAGGAGAACUUUAAAACCUUUGUGUUUGAGGAGACUCGCUUCACUGCGGUCACUGCUUACCAGAACCAUCGGAUCACGCAGCUCAAGAUAGCCAGCAACCCUUUCGCCAAAGGCUUUCGAGACUGCGAUCCGGAGGACUGGCCCCGGAACCACCGGCCCGGCGCGCUGCCGCUUAUGAGCGCCUUCGCUCGCUCGCGGAACCCGGUGGCCUCCCCCACGCAGCCCAACGGCGCAGAGAAAGAAGCGGCCGAGGCUCGGCGAGAAUUCGAGCGCGACGCGGGUGGACCGGCAGUGCUCGGGGACCCGGCGCACCCGCCGCAGCUGCUGGCACGGGUGCUGAGCCCAGCGCUGCCCGGGGCCGGCGGCGCCGGCGGCCUCGUCCCGCUGCCGGGUGCGCCCGGAGGCCGGCCCAGCCCUCCGCACCCCGAGCUGCGCCUGGAGGCGCCCGGCGCGUCGGAGCCGCUGCACCAUCACCCCUAUAAGUACCCGGCUGCCGCUUACGACCAUUACCUCGGGCCCAAGAGCCGACCGGCGCCCUACCCCCUGCCAGGCCUGCGCGGCCACGGCUACCACCCGCACACACACGCGCACCCGCACCACCAUCACCCAGCCGUGAGCCCAGCCGCCGCAGCUGCCGCCGCCGCCGCCGCCGCUGCAGCCGCCGCCGCCAACAUGUACUCGUCGGCCGGGGCAGCGCCGCCCGGCUCCUACGACUACUGCCCCAGAUAAUGCGGGCGCCCGCUGGCCGCUCCCCGCCCGGGGUCCCCGCACAGCCCUGAGGGCCGUCGGGGUUCCCGUCCACCCAGCCCCAAGGGCCUUCCAAGAACACGUUCCCCCAAGCCCCGGGGGCCAGUGCGGGUCUCCCCUUCCCUAGCCUCGAAGCCGUCUGGGUCCUCCACUCUCCAACCCCGACAGCUGUCGAAGUAUAUGGUUCCCCAGUCCCGGGAGCCACCGCGGGUCCCUCCCCAGCCCCGAGGGCCACGGGGUCCGCGCCCGCCAGUGCCAAAGCGCCCGGUCAGCGGCGGAAGGAAGUGAUAUUUAUUGUUCUCCGCGAGACCGCGUCGCCCCCCUCGCCCCUCCCCGGCCCGGCCGGCAGUUGCAGUGUAGACGACCCGAGAGCCCGUCUGCAGGCGGUGUAGAUACGUGUAGAUAUUUGUAGAUACUGUAGAUACUGCGCCGGCGCCGACUUGAUAAAGGUUUCGCCUCUUUUGGAA
Hyaena hyaena (striped hyena) is the source of this 2147-nucleotide messenger RNA. It is a transcript of the gene TBX1, whose product is annotated as T-box transcription factor 1. Lineage: Eukaryota; Metazoa; Chordata; Mammalia; Carnivora; Hyaenidae. Gene Ontology annotation, biological process: regulation of transcription by RNA polymerase II; positive regulation of DNA-templated transcription; cell fate specification. Bases 22 to 1662 code for a protein of 546 amino acids. The transcript has 8 exons. Gene Ontology annotation, cellular component: nucleus. The record is from RefSeq and is a predicted model, not a curated record. Gene Ontology annotation, molecular function: DNA-binding transcription factor activity, RNA polymerase II-specific; RNA polymerase II cis-regulatory region sequence-specific DNA binding.